Syngnathus typhle (broad-nosed pipefish) is the source of this 1611-nucleotide messenger RNA. It is a transcript of the gene clrn1, whose product is annotated as clarin 1. NCBI's taxonomy places the organism in Eukaryota, Metazoa, Chordata, Actinopteri, Syngnathiformes, Syngnathidae. Gene Ontology annotation, biological process: sensory perception of sound; equilibrioception. Bases 278 to 1057 code for a protein of 259 amino acids. The transcript is spliced from 3 exons. The record is from RefSeq and is a predicted model, not a curated record.
GAGCGACACAUCGGAGAAAACUGUGGCCCUUUUUUUUCGUGUUUAAUUACCCCUCUCCCAAUCCAUUUAGAAUGAGCAUAAAAUAUAAGAGAAUUUUGGCUAUUUGGAUGCCACUAGUCAAUCCAGAUCGCAUUGAGCCAUUAAAAGGGCUUUCAGACCAGGGUAACAAUACAGGAUUGAUCUAUUUAACCUGGUAGUUUGUGCAAUCUAUCGGGUCACCGGCCACCCCACUAAAUAUUUUCUAGCUCCGCCCCUGGUAAGGCGAUACGCGGUCACCAUGGAGACGAGAUGGUAUUGGAGGGAGGGUGUCGGUGGAGAGGCUGGCGGCAGGGUUAAGGCGCCGAGGGCGGCCAUGGCAGCGGCGCGGCGAUACAAGCGUCUGCUGUUGAGUUUUGGAGGUGCGCUGGCGGCGUGCUGCGCGCUGGCAACCGCGGUUUCCGCUGGACUUCCUAGCUGGGUGGACGGGUCCGUCCUGUGCAGAACCGGAGCAGAACUCGUUAACGCUACUGGGAGCGAGCUCAAUAAAUUCGUCGGGCGUCUCGCCUACGGACUCUUCCACGGGGAGAGAGUCAAGACCUGUGGCUUGGGCGGCAGGACCUCACGAUUCUCAAUCUUUUCAGAGUUGUUGGACGCCAUCCCAGCAGGUCUCCACGUGACCAUCAUCAUCUUCUGCGGCGCGUUGAUUGUCUUCUCGUCUGUGUCCAGUGGCUUCUUCUUCUUCAACGCCUUUGGACGUCCUUACGAGACGCUGCACGGUCCUCUGGGACUUUACUUGUGGACGUCCAUCUGCUGUGCAUGCAGCUUCCUCGUCGUGGUUCUGUUCGCGUCUGAAGUGAGGAUCGAGCGUCUGUCUGAGCGCAUUGCCAACUUCAAGGAAGUGACUUUCGUGUUCCAGACGCACGGCGAAAGCUUUGACAUCUGCUUCUGGAUCCUCCUUCUUGUCUUCUUCCUGCAUGCUUUCAAUGCGCUGAUGAUCCCACUGGCAGGGAUGAACUUCCCCAUGUUGCGGCGUAAAGACUUGGACCCAAGUGGCGGCGCUGCCGACCUUAUGUAUUGAAUCAAAAUUUAUUUCUUAACACGUCACAGCUAGAUAGCUACUUAGCAUCAUCAUCAGUGUUUGAAAUCAGUGUUCCCGAUUGAGACAAAUUGAAAUGCCAAUUAUCAAUUCAAGCCCAUAAAUAAUGUUUUUGUUACGUUACCUUUUAAAAUAAUAAUAGCACUGCAUAAAACUACUCGGAGAAAGAAAAAAAAAAAGCUGUAGUGUAUGUUUGCUUUUGAGGGCCUAAUGAGGAACAUCAGGAAAAUGGUCAUUAGUCUUUGUGUAGCUGUCCCACUGAGCUGCAAACAAUUGCAAGUGUUUUCAAAGGUAUUGAAUGUUUCUCCAUUUUGCAUGUACUUUUAAAAUUCUCUUGUGACAAGAAAAAACACUACAAAUGUUGCCUAAUGUCGGAGCAAACAUUCGUGACCUUUUUGCUACUUUUGCCAAGUCUAAUUGUUUGCUCCUCAGUCGGAUAGGGGCUUGUUUCUGGACAUGGUUUUUGGCAUAAUGCAGCAUUUUCAUUAUAUAUUUGUACAUUUGACUGUACUGUUCAAUAAAUGGCUGAAAAUGAA